UUUUCUAGAGUUUCUAGGUUCUCCUGUGAAUCUCUCAAUGCUGCCAACAAUCCCUUCACUUCCAUCUUUUCACUGUUGCCUCUCUGCUUUAAUAGCAUCAAGCACAAAUGAGUGAUGCAUUCAGAUUCCCCCCGGGUCCCAAGUUGGCGAAUUGAGGUGUGAGAAUUGCAGAGGGAAAUGGAACAUUGCUAGAGGAGAAAGCUGCCCAAAGGCUUGUGAGACAAGGGAGCGAGCAAGCGAGAACUUUGGAGGCGGCGACCACCACGGAAAAAGGGAAAGCUGUCCAAUGCAACCAAAAUUCAAGAUGUAGUCUUCAAAUUUUCUCUACACACAGGUACUGAGUCAUUCAAAGGCCGGAAUGGACUGGUCUUCUUGAGGAAGGCUCGGGCUGUUGACGUGUUCGUGGUUUCGAGGUCAAUGUGGAGGAUUGAGCGGUUGACUUGGUGUUGGUAAAUGUAGAGCAUUGGGCUGGUUGGCCUCAAACAUUUUCGGCGAAGUAAUGGGUGAAUAAUCAUUAGAAUAGUGGCAGUUGACGGGGACAAGUUCGUCCAACGAGGGACUCUGCGAUAACUAGCGAAAGUGAUGUGACCCAAUGCCGAGUGCCCCAACGGAUUAUCACACCAUGGAACAAAGCGUUCAAGGCCAAAGAUUGUCCCCCACGUCCACCAAUAAGGGUCUUCUGGACCUGGUGAUCAAGAUCCAAGACAAGAAUGCCGAUGACAUUCAGAAGGAGAUCAAUAAACAUCUGGCUGAAGCUACUGGAGCCGAGGUGUGCUUUAUCGUUCCAUCUCGAUUCAUCGAUGUCCACCAGGAUUCUCAACGCAUGCUUUAUCUCUCCGUGAUUGGAACGGAAGCCAGGAAAUCCCCAAUUCGAUUGGAGGGCGAUGAGUUCUUGUUCCCCGAGGAGAAAGCUUUCGCUUCACUGACGAAACCUCAGUUUCUGGAUGACCUGACCGCGAGACAAAUUGAAACUUUGGAGGGUAUUCUGUCCACGUCCAUUCAGUCCUUGAUGGCGGUUCCGAUCCAAAGAAGAUUUAGCCCCACCACCACGCCCCAUGCUCACGAUCAACAGUGGUCUGGGGUGGAUUGUGCCAAAUAUGAGACGCCUUUGAUCACCUGCCUAGUGAACAAACCUACAGAAUUCAAUCAGAGUGAUAUCAACAUUGUCCAAGAGUGCCUUGAAGUGACCAAUGGUUUGCUGCUGAACACUUUGGCUUUGGAGGAAGAAAAACGUUUAAAACAACAAUGCCAAUCCCUCCUCUCCGUUGCCAGAAAAUUGUUCACUCACCUCGACGAUGUGAGCACAUUGCUUCGUCUGAUCAUGUCCGAGGCUCGAUCCUUGACCCAAGCUGCCAGGUGUUCCUUGUUUCUGCUGGACAACAAGUCCAAUGAACUCAUUGCCAAGGUCUUCGAUGGAGACACUAUGGAGGCGAGCUCGAACAAAUCGGGGGCCAACCACAAAACCAGGGCCCUUACGCCAACCAGAAAUGGAUCGCCAGAGAAUGGCCUCGAGGUCCGUCUGCCUUGCGAUAAGGGAAUCGCGGGUUACGUAGCCAGAACUGGAGAGAUGCUGAAUAUACGGGAUGCUCAAAGCCAUCCACUCUUUUAUCGCAAUAUUGACCAAGUAACUGGAUUCAAAACAAGGUCUAUUUUGUGCUUUCCCAUCAAAGAUGACCAAAAGGUCAUCGGAGUGGCCGAGCUUUGUAACAAGACCACGGGUAGCCAUUUCACCACGUUUGAUGAAGAGAUUGCCUCGGCUUUCAGUGCCUACUGCGGCAUUUCUAUUCUCCACAGCUUCAUGUACAAGAAGGUGGCAGAUGCCCAAUAUCGUAGCAAACUGUCCAAUGAGCUCAUGAUGUAUCACAUGAAGCAACACUCGCACACUAGACCGGAUCAACUAUUGAGCUUUCAGGUUAUGGAGGAGGAUGUCAAUAAACUGGUUCUCGAAUCCAUUCCGUCGAUCAUGGACAUUGAUCGGGAUUUCUGCAAAUUUACCUUCGUCCCCAGGGUCAUUGAGGAGACUCGAACCCCGGCUGUGGUCUUCUCCAUGAUGCAACAUCUGGGCUUUAUAAACAAGUUUCGCAUCAGCAAUGACAAUCUGGCCCGCUUCAUUCUGAUGGUUCGUCGAGGUUAUCGUGACCCGCCCUAUCACAAUUGGAUGCACGCCUUCUCUGUGGCUCAUUUCUGCUUCCUUCUGGUUCAAAAUCUAAGAUUGGCCGAACAAAAACUGAUCAGCGACCUCGAGUGCCUUGCCCUAUUCAUGGCUUGUCUUUGUCACGACCUCGAUCAUCGUGGAACCAAUAACAAUUUCCAAGUCACUUCCAAUUCGGUCUUGGCUGCUCUGUACUCCUCCGAAGGGAGCGUCAUGGAGCGCCACCAUUUUGCCCAAGCCAUGUGCAUUCUCAACACUGAAGGUUGCAACAUCUUGGAAUCCUUGAACCAAAAGGAGUACAUGCAAUGUCUGGACCUGCUCCGGGAUAUCAUUCUGGCGACGGAUUUAGCCCAACAUCUUCGAAUUAAGAAUGAGCUCAAGGUUAUGGUUUCCCAAGGCUACAAUCCCCAUCAGGAACGACAUCACGAAUUGCUCUUAUCUCUUUUGAUGACGGCGUGUGAUUUGUCGGACCAAGCCAAGGAUUGGCCCAACUCCAAAAACAUUGCUGAAUGCGUCUACUCGGAGUUUUUCUCUCAAGGAGACCUUGAAAAGGCCAUGGGCAAUAAACCUCAGGAAAUGAUGGACCGUGAUAGAGCGUACAUUCCAACGUUGCAAAUCGAAUUCUUGGACCACAUCGCCCUACCUGUUUACCACGACCUCAAAUCUUUGUUCCCCGAGGCCAGUUUACCGUACAAAUCGGUCUCCACUAACCGUGUAUGUUGGGGUCGUGCUCACGAGCUUCUGCAGAAACGCGGCCAUAUUGGAAUAACGGGCAACGUCAAAGACAUCUUCAGAGACAAAAGCAUGGACAAAGAAAUCCACGAAUUGGCCAAUUCAUUGGAAUAAAAGCCCCCACGUGUCCGAGGAUUGGAAGAUGUUGGGCUUGUACCGUAAACCCGUCUGUUUGAGAGAUUGCAAGUGACUCUAAAUGUGCAAUGAGAAAGUAUUUAUUUUCAUGGAAAAUAUAUCAAGAAUACCACGCGC
This is a messenger RNA of Tigriopus californicus, 3136 nucleotides long. RefSeq names its product cGMP-dependent 3',5'-cyclic phosphodiesterase-like. The transcript has 15 exons. Gene Ontology annotation, biological process: negative regulation of receptor guanylyl cyclase signaling pathway; positive regulation of gene expression; regulation of mitochondrion organization. NCBI's taxonomy places the organism in Eukaryota, Metazoa, Arthropoda, Copepoda, Harpacticoida, Harpacticidae. Bases 593 to 2998 code for a protein of 801 amino acids. The record is from RefSeq and is a predicted model, not a curated record. Gene Ontology annotation, cellular component: synaptic membrane; mitochondrial matrix; cytosol. Gene Ontology annotation, molecular function: protein homodimerization activity; 3',5'-cGMP-stimulated cyclic-nucleotide phosphodiesterase activity; 3',5'-cyclic-GMP phosphodiesterase activity.